AUGAAGUUCUCCAAGCUACAAGUCCUGCCCUGUCUCGCUUUCGGGCAGCUCUGCGCGUCCACCGCCAUCGACGUCCGCGAGCUCGCCCCGCGAGCCGAUGCUUUCCGCGACAACUAUGGAAGCAACAUGUGUCUCCAGGUCAGCUGCGACGCAAUGGUCUGCGCCGAGAGUCCCGAAGAUGCCCUCGCCGUGGCCUCCUCGGGAGUCAGUCUGAUCGUGGGCCCCGACUGCACCGGGUGGCAAGAAGGCACUCUCAAGGAGGUCUCACCCGGAACGAACGAGAAGACCUGCCCUGAAGGACGCAAACUAUAUCAGGGUACUCUGAUGGUGUACCGAGCUUGGAACAACGUCACCAAGAAGAAGAAUUUCAAGACCGAGUUUGUCGAGUGGGAGGAUUUCAAGGGCGCCCAGUGCCACGGCACGAAGGAUGUCAAGUGUCAGAAAGAUGGAAUCAAGAUGGCCCCCGACCCUAACGCCCGUGUGUGUGUGCCGUGGGGUUUGUAA
Colletotrichum higginsianum IMI 349063 is the source of this 504-nucleotide messenger RNA. RefSeq lists its product as uncharacterized. The record is from RefSeq and is a predicted model, not a curated record. The transcript has 2 exons. Lineage: Eukaryota; Fungi; Ascomycota; Sordariomycetes; Glomerellales; Glomerellaceae. Bases 1 to 504 code for a protein of 167 amino acids.